AGAGCCGAAAAAACCUCGCGAGAUAUUUUCAAUUUCGCGGUCUACCUUCCUCGUUUCAUUGUAAGAUUUUGUGCUUUCCCUCGACCCGUCUUAAAAAUGGCGACUCGGGCGAAUGCACGAUUGAAAUCCUACAAGAACAAAGCUUUAGAUACUGCAGAGAUGAGGCGAAGGCGAGAAGAAGAAGGAGUACAACUCCGUAAGGCCAAACGGGAAGAACAAAUGUUUAAAAGAAGAAAUGUUGAUGUGACAGGAAAAUCGUCUACGCAGCCUGGUGAACUGGAGAGUCUUCUCACCACUAACCACGUUGGUCAGGAUGUAUUUUCACCUGAUGUAGUGGAAGCAUUAUACUCAGAAGAACAGGAGAAGCAGUUAGCAGCUAUGCAAAAAUUCAGAAAACUUUUAUCAAAAGAACCCCACCCACCAAUUGAUGAUGUAAUUAGGUGUGAGGUUAUUCCUAGAUUUAUCUACUUCUUGCAGCGAAAUGACAAUAGCAUGUUACAGUUUGAAGCUGCUUGGGCACUGACAAAUAUUGCAUCUGGGACAUCACCACAAACCCAGUGCGUGGUUCAAGCUGGGGCCGUCCCUGUGUUCAUUACAUUACUUGAAUCCCCACAUGUAGAUGUUCAGGAGCAGGCAGUCUGGGCUCUUGGAAACAUAGCUGGAGAUAGUGCAGAGUGCAGAGAUUAUGUUCUUAACUUAGGGAUGUUACAGCCAGUUCUGGAGCUAUUAAAGCAGUCACCAAGGAUAUCAAUGACAAAGAACUUAGUUUGGGCCUUGUCCAAUUUGUGUAGAGGAAAAAAUCCACCACCUGACUUCUCAAAGGUGUCUGCAUGUUUGCCAGUACUAGCUCGUCUUCUCUUUAUCAAUGAUCCUGAUGUCCUCGCUGAUUCAUGCUGGGCACUGUCGUAUCUGUCAGAUGGUCCGAAUGAGAAGAUUCAAGCAGUCAUAGAUUCUGGUGUUUGCAGAAGAUUAGUAGAACUAUUAAUGCACAAUCUUAGUCAUGUUGUUUCAGCAGCACUCAGAGCAGUGGGAAAUAUUGUAACUGGUGAUGAUGUACAAACUCAGAUCAUCCUAAACUGCAAUGCUCUUCCAAGUCUAUUACAUCUAUUAAGCAAUUCAAGAGAAAGCAUCAGAAAGGAGGCAUGCUGGACAAUAUCUAACAUCACAGCUGGUAAUAGAGCACAGAUUCAGGCUGUGAUUGAUUCUAACAUUAUUCCCAUGUUGGUGGAGAUCCUUGCCAAGGCAGAGUUUAAAACAAGAAAAGAAGCAGCAUGGGCUAUAACCAAUGCCACCUCUGGAGGAACAGCGGAGCAGAUCAAAUACCUUGUGAGUCAAGACGUAAUUAGACCUCUUUGUGACCUGUUAACUGUUAUGGAUUCAAAGAUAGUUCAAGUAGCACUCAGUGGACUAGAGAACAUCCUCAGAAUUGGAAAGCAGGAUGCACUUCAAACAGAUGGUGUCAACCAGUUCGCUGUCAUGGUAGAGGAGGCAUACGGCUUAGACAAGAUUGAAUUCCUUCAAAGUCACGACAAUGAAGAAAUCUACAGAAAAGCGUUCGAAAUAAUUGAGUACUAUUUCAGUGGCGAAGACGAGGACGAUAAAAUCAUGCCAGGCAUUGAUCAGAAUUCCGACCAAUACCAAUUUGGGGCUGGCGUUGCCAUGCCUCAUGGAGGCUUCCAAUUGUAAACAGUGGGUUACACGAUUCAGUGGAGACUUGAGUUAUUCCCCAUCCCUACAGUGGACGAGACAUGCUCUUCCAGGCAAUGGAGGAGUCGUAGACAACCGUCCAAGCUUCCCUGACCUUCCCCUCCCCUCAUGAAAAUGCCACGCAUACACUUACCCUGAGUGUAAAAAGCGCGGGCGGAUAUGCCCAUCGCGUAUGAGCGAGUAGAGAGAGAGUGAGAUAUAUUAUGGUGCGUCCCAAAGAACUUCCCACCCAACAAACCCCAUAAUAAAAAGACCCCACGGACAUUCCUGCCCCCGUCAAUAGGGGCAAAGCGCAACAGCGCACUGAAAGAAAGUACCCCAAGGAUAUUUCCCUUAAUAAUUGGCAAGAACGAAGAGAGAGAGCAACCGAGUGAUUAGUUAAUGUUAGCUUUGUUGAACUUCAACCAGUGCAGAAAAUGAAAAUGUACAGUACACUUGUUAUCUUGGACAAACCAAAGCCAAGGACUUUACUAAUUUCGAGAGGCAUUGGUGUACAGAUCAAAUACUUAGAAAAGACUAUUGAAUGUUACAAAGCUGAAUGCGAUUUAGUUUGCAUCAAGAAUUGCUACAAGGUAUUAAACAUUUUUAAUUUAAGGCAAAGACUUGAUAUUAUGGUAUUAGCGUAAAAGGCUUGUAUAUACACAAUAAAUAUUCCAAGAGUUUCUAGCUGAA
Messenger RNA from Pocillopora damicornis (cauliflower coral), 2379 nucleotides. Its product is annotated as importin subunit alpha-7. Lineage: Eukaryota; Metazoa; Cnidaria; Anthozoa; Scleractinia; Pocilloporidae. Gene Ontology annotation, cellular component: cytoplasm. Gene Ontology annotation, biological process: protein import into nucleus. The record is from RefSeq and is a predicted model, not a curated record. Gene Ontology annotation, molecular function: protein binding; nuclear import signal receptor activity.